This is a messenger RNA of Cannabis sativa, 3169 nucleotides long. RefSeq lists its product as uncharacterized. The transcript is spliced from 11 exons. Lineage: Eukaryota; Viridiplantae; Streptophyta; Magnoliopsida; Rosales; Cannabaceae. The record is from RefSeq and is a predicted model, not a curated record. Bases 171 to 1694 code for a protein of 507 amino acids.
UUGGAAAUGGAAUGUAAUAAUAAAGUGAAAUAUGAUUGGACCAACAUAUCCCGGGUGGUUUUGUGAAGAGAUGGAUAAUCGGAUAAUCGGAGGGAAUCUAAACCAUUAUCAUAUUCAUAUCAACCCAAACUCAAACUCAAACACCAACACACAUAUCUAAUAAAUAUAUAAUGAUUCACUCCGCCAUGACCUUCCGAUUCUCCGCCGCCAUAGCCGCCGCACCUUAUUAUCGGCCUAUGUUGAGCUCCGACGAUGUCAACGGACUUGUUCAUGUAACCUCUUGCCGCGUUUCUCACGCCUCCGUAUUCCACGUCCCGUGGAGAAGAUAUCGAAGAACGAAAAAUGCUUCUCCUAGAAGAUGCCAUGUCAUUAAGAAUAGGAUUCAUGCUUCAACAAAGCAUUUAGGGCCUGGUUCAGAUCCCAUAAAGCAGAAUGGAAGACCACAAUAUCACCCAUUUGAGGACAUUGCUAAAUUAACACCAGAGAAUGGUGCAGGUGCUAGACUUACAUCUGCAGAAAUUGCCAGGACAAUAAUUGAGGUAAACAGCAAGGCAACACUUAUGUUUUCAAAUUUGAUGAAUGAUGAAAUCAGUGAGAGUAUGUUCUGGCCAGAGUUGCCUUAUGUAACUGAUGAACAUGGAAAUAUAUAUUUUCAUGUUAAAGAGGGUGGAGAUACUAUGCAAUCCCUGACCUCGGAAGAUAACUUCGUGCAAGUUAUUAUAGGCUUGGACACUAUGGAAAUGAUCAGUGAAAUGGAAUUAUCAGGCCCAUCAGAAAUUGAUUUUGGAAUUGAUGAGAUUGAAGAUGAAGAUAGCGAUGAUGAAGAUGAGGAUGAUGAGGAAGAUGAAGAGACUGAUGAUUAUGAUUCGGACUGGGUUGCUAUUCUUGAAGAUGACGAUCCGGAUGAUUCUGAUGAGGCACUUGGAGACUGGGCAAAGUUGGAGACUAUGCGUGCCUCUCAUCCUAUGUUUUUUGCCAAAACACUUGCAGAGGUUGUUUCAGAUGGCUCUAAAGAUUGGAUGGAGCAGCCACCAGCUAGUCUAGCUAUUCAAGGCCUUAUAAGACCUGCCUUAAUUAAGGAACAUUUGGUCAUUCGGAAACAUCUAUCCAACCUAGAGAGCGAUGAUGCUGCACCGGAUAAAAAUGUUGGAGAAUCUGUAGAAGAUAAUUCAGAAGAAGAUGUUAAAAUUAAUGGUCAUCAACGUGAAUCUGAAUCUAACAAUGAUAAUUCAACUGGGACAGAAGAAGAACCAGAGAAGGAUGACUUCACAACAAAUGGGGCUACAUUUUACAAGCUGGAGAUGAUUAAAAUUCAGUUAUUUUCAGCCAAUGGAAAUCAGACCGUUGUUGAAGUAGAAGACUAUACGAAAGCUCAGCCUGAUGCGAUAGCACACUCAGCUGCUAAAAUUAUAUCUCGCCUGAAAGAUGGUGGAGAAACGAUUACGCAAGCCCUCAAGUCUCUAUGCUUUAGAGUAAUGGGUAUUCAAGUGGAGGAGGCUGUGAUUAUUGGUGUAGAUUCCCUUGGUUUUGAUAUGAGAAUUUGCUCAGAGAAACAAGUCCAAACACUGCGGUUUGCAUUUGAUACCAGGGCAACUUCUGAGUAUGGAGCGGAGAGGCAACUAAAUGAUUUAUUAUUUUCAAGGGUGCAACACAAAUCACAAAAGAUGAAACAAACACAGCAAAACGAAUGCUAAUAUUGGCAAAAUUGUCCAGCGUCACUGUUGUGUAUUGAUUCUAUUAGAUGAAUUGUUUGGCCCUUUGAGCACCAAUUUGAUUGUAAGUUGUAGGCAAUGUAGUAAUUGGAAAGGGUUGCAAGGCAAGAGGGUUGGGUUGGGUUUCUUAUAAAGGGUCCUCCAGCUCAUGUAUCAUGUGUUAGAUGCAAUCAUUUCAUGGCAAUUCAUUCUUUUUCAAACUUCGCUCUUUAACCAUUUACAUAGCAAGUAAGUAUCAUGUGCUCAGUUGCCAAAGAAACUGACUCUAUGGACUCCCUCAUUGUCUCAAGAUAAAAAAGAAAAAAGAAAAGAAAAAAAACUAUCUUCAUGAUAAGAUAUGUUAUUAGGAGCUGAAUAUGUAAGGCAGUAGAUUAGGGACAGGACCCUAAAAUAUUAAAAAGAUGUCUAGUAAGAAAUAGCAACAAAAUACAGGAUAUUAUCUACUUGUGUUGUUGCUGCAUAUAGGUCUCAUAAACCAAUUGAGCUGCUAGAAUAUCCACCACAGCUGAUCCAACAGACUUGAAAACAGUAAUCUCUUCAGAAUUGCUUCUCCCAACCUUCUCACCUGUUACAAGUUCUACCAAGUUUCCUCCAAUGUCUUUUUUCUCAAUCACACCUCUCUCAAAAGCACCCACUAACUCACCUGCCUCAACCAAAGCAGCCUCAUUGUCCACAAACACUCUUCCUCUCUUUAUAGCCUCAUCAUCACACUCCUUCAUGGAGUGUUUGAACGAGCCAACCAAGUCAAGAUGAGCACCUGGUUUUAGUUUCUGGCCCUUCACAAGCGGCACCUCUGAGUUUGUUGCGCAGCUCACAAUAUCUCCCAUCUCAACCAAUUCAUCCAAACACCCAUUAUUGCUCUCAAAACAAACCCCAUCAAGUUCCACACUUUCUUUCAUUUUCUCAGCCAAUUUUCUUGCCUUUUCCACCGUACGGUUCCAGAUUACAACUUUCUUCAAACUGGGUCUUGCCACAAGAUGGGAUCUAAUCAGAUGUGGUGCCAUAGCCCCAGCACCGAUCAUCACCAAAACUCGGCUAUCGUCUCUGGCCAAAAUUCUCGAAGCUAAGCCUGAAACACAUGAAGUUCUUAUAAGGGUCAUUUCGGUUCCGUCAAUGGAAGCCAAAGGUUGCCCAUUUGUGGAGCUGAAGAGCACAUAACUGGCAUGCACUCCGGGCAAGUUUAUUGCAGAGUUAUCUGGGAAGAAAGUCACAAGCUUGACCCCUAUAUAAGGCAGAGAAGGAGAAGUGGACCAAGAUGGCAUGAGGAGGAGAGAUGAAGUGGGUGAAACGUCAUGGCUUUGCCGAAUUGGGUUACAGAGCGAUGAUGAAGCUUUGGGCAGAGAGGAUUGAAAAUGAUCGAUUAGACUUCGAUGAGAGAUGAGGGACCGCAGUGAUUCACUGUUGAUGAGAGUUGAGGGUGCUACGGCGGCGGACAUGGAUGUGGAAGAAGCCAUUAU